CACUGUCCCUGCGAGUUCUUUAAGUUCCUUGUAAUCUGUACACAAGAGAAAGAGGGAGAGAGAGAGAGGGAGAGAAACAAAGAAAGCAGGGCUCAGGUAAAGGAUUGGGGCUGCUUCAGCCAUUCAGACCUCAGGAGCUGAACCAGUGUGGAGGCCCCCAGAAGCCCAAGGUGGAAGGAAAGAGAAGCGAUAGGAAGCUAUUACAAUGACACUGGAAGGAAGCUGCUGUGGCUUGACCUGGGUAAGGGCAAUGGAGGUGGUGAGAAGUGGUUGGAUUCUGGACAGAUACCUGUGAAGGUGAUGGCCGUGUUCCCUCCACAUCCAAGAGGAAAAUCGCCCAGGAUGCAGAAGGAGAUGAAGGUGAUCAAAGAUGAGGAUGGGCGUUUCAGCCUGGGCAUGAAGAGGAUCCCCGCCCUUCCCCACUACCUGCAGCCAGGGGCUUCCCGAGGGAAGGCGCCCCCCAGGCACCCCUUCCCCGAGGCCCUCCGGGGACCCUUCUCCCAGUUCCGGUACGAACCUCCCCCGGGAGAUCUAGACGGAUUCCCUGGGGUCUUCGAAGGAGGGGGGUCUCGGAAACGGAAAAGCAUGCCCACGAAGGUGCCCUACAGCCACCCUGCAGAGGAAGCCACCAUGGGCCUCCACCCGGAGAGCAAAAGCCACGGCCUCCCCAGCCUGCCCCUGCUGUUCCCGCCGCCACCGCCGCCGCCACCGCGCCCCAAGUACGACUCGCAGAUGAUUGACCUGUGCCACGUGGGCUUCCAGUUCUGCCGCGGCCCGGAGCCCCCGGGGGCCAGGCCCGUCAAGCAGGAGCCGCUCAAGCCCAGCGCCCUGUGGCCGCAGCCCACCCCGCCUCCGUUCCUGCCCGCGCCCUUCCCCUGCUACCCCAAGGUCCACCCGGGCCUGGUGCUCCCCUUCUUCGUGCCCUCGGCCUCGCCCUUCCCCUUCAGCCGGCACGCCUUCCUGCCCAAGCAGCCGCCAGAGCCCCUGCUGCCCCGGAAGGCCGAGCCCCAGGAGAGCGCGGAGGCCACGCCGAAGGUGGAGAGGGUGGACGUGAACGUGCAGGUGGACGACAGCUACUACGUGGACGUGGGUGGCGCGCAGAAGCGCUGGCAGUGCCCCACCUGCGAGAAGUCGUACACCUCCAAGUACAACCUGGUGACCCACAUCCUGGGCCACAGCGGCAUCAAGCCGCACGCCUGCACCCGCUGCGGGAAGCUCUUCAAGCAGCUCAGCCAUCUGCACACCCACAUGCUGACCCACCAGGGCACGCGGCCGCACAAGUGCCAGGUAUGCUACAAGGCCUUCACGCAGACCAGCCACCUGAAGCGUCACAUGAUGCAGCACAGCGAGGUGAAACCGCACAACUGCCGCGUGUGCGGCCGGGGCUUCGCCUACCCCAGCGAGCUCAAGGCCCACGAGGCCAAGCACGCCAGCGGGCGGGAGAACAUCUGCGUGGAGUGCGGCCUCGACUUCCCCACCCUGGCCCAGCUGAAGAGGCACCUGACCACGCACCGCGGCCCCAUCCAGUACAACUGCUCCGAGUGCGACAAGACCUUCCAGUACCCGAGCCAGCUGCAGAACCACAUGAUGAAGCACAAGGACAUCCGGCCCUACAUCUGCUCCGAGUGCGGCAUGGAGUUCGUGCAGCCCCACCACCUCAAGCAGCACUCCCUCACCCACAAGGGUGUGAAGGAGCACAAGUGUGGGAUCUGCGGGCGGGAGUUCACCCUGCUGGCCAACAUGAAGCGACACGUGCUGAUCCACACCAACAUCCGUGCCUACCAGUGUCACCUCUGCUACAAGAGCUUUGUGCAGAAACAGACCCUCAAGGCACACAUGAUCGUCCACUCGGAUGUGAAGCCUUUCAAAUGCAAGCUCUGUGGGAAGGAAUUUAACCGGAUGCACAACCUGAUGGGCCACAUGCACCUGCACUCAGACAGCAAGCCCUUCAAGUGCCUCUACUGCCCAAGCAAAUUCACCCUGAAGGGGAACCUGACACGCCACAUGAAGGUCAAGCACGGCGUCAUGGAACGGGGCCUUCAUUCUCAAGGUUUGGGAAGGGGGCGCAUCGCCCUGGCGCAGACAGCCGGCGUCCUGCGGAGUUUGGAGCAAGAGGAACCCUUCGACCUGUCCCAGAAGCGCGAGGCCAAGGAGACUGCUUUCCAGUCGGAUGGGGAGAGCGCCCGAGGCAGCCCCUGUCCCGAGGAGGACGAGGAAGACAAAGGCUGUGAGGCGGAGCCCUACAGGCCCGGCCUGCGCCCCCAGAGCCAGCAGCUCUGCGCGCCCCAGGAUCUGUCCAUCAAGCCCGACCAGGGCCCCGAGGCGCAAGGGGAAGCGCGCCCCGUGGAGGAGGAGGAGGACGUGCCCCGAGAAGAGCGGGAGGAGAGGAGCGCUGGCGACUGCGGGGCGGAGGGCGGCCCGGAGAGAGAUUGUGCCCGCAGGGACGAGAGUCUCAGCCUCAGGGCUCUUCAGAGCACCCGGCGGGGCCCUUCUUUUUCUGAUUACUUAUACUUCAAGCACAGAGAUGGGAGUUUAAAAGAAUUACUGGAGAGGAAAAUGGAAAAACAAGCAGUGCUUUUAGGUAUCUAAGUGGACAGCUUUAAGAUUACAUUCGGGGAAGUGGGCAGUUGGAAUAUAGCUUUCUGCGUGAACUGCCACUUGCUGGGGGCUGGCGGGCAGUGCCAGUCUUCACAAAUGGUUCAGACCUAAUGAGCGGGCACCAUCCUAGGUAACGCAAAAGCUUCUCAGGUGGUUCUCCAGGACCCUGAGAGGGCUGCCACGGUGCAGGGGCUUCUGCAGCGAUAUUCUUUGUAGCAUAAAGAGCUGCACAUACGCCACAUAUCUCACUGUAAGCUGGUGCUGAGGUGCUUAGAAAUUCUCUUAUUUUUCCUUUGACUAAUAGGCAAUACCUGGUAAAUUUCUAGUUACCAAAAACGGUGCUUGAUGUGUUACCUUAUUAACUAUUUAGUUCAGUGAGUGAAAGUUAUAUUUUUCCAGAUAGAUGAACAUAUUAGUAGUUGUAUAUAUAAAAAAUAGCCUUUAUUAAAUAACCAAAAAGACAAGAAAUGACCCAGGAGGAUGAGCUAUUAAAGGGGAUGUUUUCAAGUUGUUGCCACAGAUAGAAGAUAAAAUUUUAGGAGAAGGCGAGUAAUUGUGACUCCUGGAAAACCAGCAAUACUUAGAUUCUGCUUGGGAUGCUUGGAGUCUCUUGUUCUGCUUUUGCUGACUGCAUGGGUCAGGGCGUUUGGAGCGUAUUUUCAGAUGACCUGAGACUGCUCAGGGAUCCUGGGUCUCCAGACCACCCCGUGUCCCCAGUAGAGUUCCCUCAUGCGAACCAUCACCAGCUGCCUCUGAAGCUUCAUGUUCCAUGAGACAGCUGCAGGAAGUGUCGUCACCAGUGAGCAGGGCAUCACUGCUCCGUGUUGGACCUCAGGGGGUGAUCUUGAGGAAUUCUUCUGAAAUCUAAGCUCUGACUUAUUGGGGGUAUUAAAAUAAUCACCAGCUCAUCACUAGUAAGGAAGCCUCUGAGCCGGCUGCAUUCUCAGUACAGACUGUAUGUUACAAUCAUCUGGGAAAGCCUUUUAAAAAAUACCACACCCAAGGCUUCGCCCCCCAAUCCCCGAAUUAGAGUCUGAUUUAAUUGGUUUGGAGCGGAGCCCCAAGAGUUGCAGUUUCCAAAUUGCCCCAGGUGAUUCUUGUGUGCAGCCAAGACUGAGAAAGAUUGGCUGUGCCAAAAUAGCACUCACCAGGUCCUGGGGCUUCCAGGACUCUUCCCAGGGAAUCUGUAAAUAUUUCUGCUCCUGGCUUCAGACUCAUUAAGGAAAGAGCAGGAGACCACACAAUCAUACUGCUGACCCAGGCCUUCUGACCUGUUCCCAAGAGCCUCAUGAGGGGGCGCGCACACAUGAUAGAUGCACACUUUUUGUACUGGAAGAUGAUGCCUGUGAUGUUUAUGGUCACCUUGUAUUUUGAAAAAUGCACGGCUGGCCUAUGAUGACUAUUACUUCCUCCGAGAUGCUUGCACCAUGAUUCCAGGGAGUGACGACAGCUAAAAGGGUGUGCUGGGCCAAUCCAGGAGGCCUUACUAGCACUGACACUGAGGAGAGUGACACUGGGAGGGUGUUGUGAAUGUGAUUGGCCAUAAGAAGUGACCCUUUGGUACUAUGCCUGGGUUUCUGUAAAAACUGCCUCUUGGUUGGUACUUGCAGCUCCUGUAGUAGAGCUAGGUAUUGUUUGUUAUUGUUUCUUUUCUCCCAUUUUGCUUUUCUUUUCUCCCAGAAAUGUCCCAGUACAUUUCUCUAACACGUCCCUGUCGAGCUGCAGUGCCAGCCUUUUCCAUGGGCUCAGGUGCUCCCCCAUGGGCCUUAUCAUUACCACGUUCUUGUCAGUCCCUGACCCAUUUUUCCUGCCACCUUGCCUCAAACCCCUUCCUUCAGCCUCACCACCAUCAGCAGCUAAAGCUGCCACGUCCUGAGGUCAGCACACCUGUGAAGGGGGUGGAGUAGAGAAGAUGUGGGUUUCUGUGGUUACAAGCACAACUUGGGGCCAAGAGUUCCAAUUCCUCAGAAGGUCAAGUUCCCUUCCAUUCGUGAUUAACUUAGCUCAUUGGUGCCUCUGCUGAAGUUGCCUAGGAGGCUGGCAGAGUGGUCUGCGAGGCCUCCAGCUCUCAGGAUCCACUUACAUCAUACGGCAGCUGCAUGCUGUGGGCCUACUGCGUGCUGGGCCUGACCACACGUGCUAUAGAUUGCCAGUUGGGACUGAGUGUGCCCAGCUGGAAGGGGAACCAGGAAAAUCUAGAGUACCCUGUUUCCCCGAAAAUAAGACUGUCUUAUUUUAAGGUGUGCUCCCAAAGAUGUGCUAGGUCUUAUUUUCAGGGGACGUCUUAUCUUUCCUGUAAGUAGGUCUUAUUUUCGGAGGAUGUCUUAUUUUCGGGGAAACGGGGUAGCAGGCUCUAGUCCUUUCCAAUCAAAUCAAAUCGCAGGAGAAUUUAUGAGGAACCAGUUAAUGUUGAGAUGAAGAGAGUGUGGUCUAGAAUAGUGGCUUUUCAACUGUGUUCUGAAGAGCCAGAGGUCGACCGUAGGUCACUGAAGAACUGCUGGGGAGGAGAAACCCUUAGUGACCAUGCUCGUUUCACUCAGAGUGGCUCAAGUUUCAUCUGUUUGGAAUGCUAGCAUUCCAAAUAAAAGUUUAUUUGGCUGGGGGAAAAGGGUAGGGUCUAGGACCCGUAACAAAAAUUCAUUAUAGAGUGCAUUCCAAAGCCUGUUUUUUGUUUUUGACUCUGGGUAUGAGAGACUUAAUUAGCUCUAACAUGAUGGUUAAUAUAACACUGAUCUUCUGAAAACCUAACCUAAAGUCUUGAUUUUGUAGAGUGACCAACAUCCUAGUUUUCCUGGGAUAAUCCUGGUUAAGACAUCUUGUCCCAGGGGUCAUUACUAAUAAUGUCACUUUUAUUCUCAAAAGUAUCCGAGGUUGGGUGAGAAAUUAUAUGUACACCCCAUGCAUGAGCACAGAGCUGAGGAAGGCAUUGGCCAGCCUUGCCCAACAAACGGAUUAACCUGAAGGAGAGCCAUGGGGCCAUCUCAGAAAACCAAGCACACCAAGGCUAGGACUGCACGACACUGAUCACACUAUAACACUCUGAAAAUAGGUCACUGUAAUGCUUUCUAGGCUUUUGAACACUGUCACUUUAAACAACCAAUGGACCAGCCAAGUGGCAUAUUUUUCUUUUAUCCUAUUUAUUCACUCCUAUGAUUAUCAUUCUUGUUGCCUUUCAAUUCCUCUCUUAUUCUUUCUUUUUAAAAAUUUGACUCUGCAUUGGCCAUAAGACUGAGGCUGACCUUUCACAAACCCCCAAGAGUAACCAGUGUAUUUGUAUAUGAGUGGUUGCAUGAGAAAGCUCAGUGUGCACAUUGUAUUUAUUAAGCCCUGAAGGCAUUUAAUAAAAUAUUAACAUUGUGUUUUGAAUUAUGAUCUUUGUCUGAUUUUCUGGAACAAAAUGUAACAGAGCUAACAUUGAAAAUCCUUUGCGUAUUUGGACAAUGUUACAACAAAUGUUAAUUUUGUACAGAACUCUGGUUUGCUAUUUAAAAACUAAAACUCCAAGUGUAUAGCGCCCCAUGUUGUGAAUAUUGCUUUCUGCUUCAAUGGAAAAGCAGUUUACCUGAAAAUAGCAUUUAACCCCUAUUUUGUUAAUUUAGGCAAAUAAAGACGUUGAAAA
This is a messenger RNA of Nycticebus coucang (slow loris), 6217 nucleotides long. RefSeq names its product zinc finger protein 366 (gene ZNF366). The transcript has 6 exons. The record is from RefSeq and is a predicted model, not a curated record. Bases 301 to 2589 code for a protein of 762 amino acids. Gene Ontology annotation, molecular function: RNA polymerase II cis-regulatory region sequence-specific DNA binding; transcription corepressor activity; DNA-binding transcription factor activity. NCBI's taxonomy places the organism in Eukaryota, Metazoa, Chordata, Mammalia, Primates, Lorisidae. Gene Ontology annotation, biological process: regulation of transcription by RNA polymerase II.